CAGCGAAUGCGGUAUUGUUUUUGAUCGACUACGCUUUCGCGUCCUUUUUCGCUACGGAUUUCAACCAGUUGCGUAUGAACCGUAUCCGCGAGCGGACGUGGGAAAUUGGCCAGUAGAUAGUCGUUCGGGCGUUGUGCGUAAAAUCUUUAUCUGGCGAGACCGUUCGUGGAAUAUAGCUAAAUAUAGCGGUUCGAGCUGCCACACCGGCUUCGUCACAAUUACCACCACUAUCAUAGUCAUAACCGAAACCAUUCAACAGGUGCCGAUCUUUCCGGACGAAGUUGCCGUGUAGUGAGUGUGCCAAAAUUUUAGGCAGAUCAAAUUUAUUCAGUGUGUCUGCGUGUGAUUCGCGUUUGCGUGUAUGUUGUGGACCACAUCGAACUGGUCAAAAGUGAGCAUAUUUUACGCCUGUUCAAAGAUUACGGCAUUACGACCGACGGUGCUACGAAAUUAAGAAUUUAAAUCACCUAAAUAAGACUGCUCACAGCAGGACCGACCGAAUACAACAGUUGGAAACCAUUCCUUCAUAUCUCCGGCGCUACCUGGAUGGGGCGAAGUGCACGCUGAUCCGACCGUUGUUGGAACCAAUCUUAUUCGAAGAAUUGAUUUGCUGCCCACGAUAAUUACGCUCUCCAUCCUUCAACCCGGCAAAGGAAAGACACAUAAACACAUUUCGCAGUCGUCUAUAGGAAAUCUUCGCCAGUAGCAGAACGCUUGAAGCUCGAAACUAUUAGAUCAUUUUAUUUCUACACCGUGCCCAUUUUACGACCCCCGAGGUCAACUCGUUUCCCGAACCCACCCGCUACAGAGCAUCAACGCGAACCACCAACGUCACCGAAUUGCAUCAUCAUCAUCAUCGUCCUCGCCACUGCCAGCGUCAAGUCAGGAAGGAAACCUGCAAAGAAAUGGAUCGACUCAGUUCAAACAUUUGCUGAACCACUCCCCGGACUGUAGAGUGAUAGCUCGUAUAGUAGAUAAUAGAGCCGUUGUAGAACAGCAUAUAGCUCCAGAAGCUGCCGAUUGUGUUCACCCAUGUAGUGUUCGUUAAUCGUUAGUUAGUUUUCCCACGCGACACGCGGUUCUGAUUUCGGACUAGAAAGAACGCACACGUGGGUGUUUUCGUGUGAUUUGACGAGGAUUUUGAAAAGUGAAAGCGAAACCAUCAACGUGCAUCCCUGUGAAGUAAAACAAGAUGGGAGCGCCACCUGUCAAGAAGCCAUUAGUCAACCGAAACCUUGUAUCGCUCAAGGUUGUUCUGUUUCUGUUCUAUGCCGGUCUAGGAUGCCUCCACCCGUACCUUCAGAAGCACAUGACGCUAAUCGGUCUCAACUAUAAAGAAUCUCAAAUAAUCUCAGUGGUAGCUCCGUUGAUAGCCAUUCUGGGCCCAUUGAUCGUCGCACCACUUGCGGAUCGACUUGCCGGAACUAAUGGAUCAUCGUACGGGAAACGGCUUCGGCUGUUGGCCUCCUUCUGUAUGAUAUUUUCCGCCAUCCUGUAUGCGAUCCUAUUCUUUGCUGUUCCCACAGUUGAGCGACAUGAGUCGAGCCGUUCUCAGGUUAGCUUUGCGUGUGACCUGGAUGGCGCCAUCAUCUUCCAGCAGCGUUGCUCCGAGGAACGUACCUGUUACCAAUGGAAACGAGAGAAGAUUGGCCAUCUAUCGCUCACCAACUGUUCCUACACGUGUCAAAAACCGAUUGAGUUCGAAAACCUGAAUCACCCGUACACCAAAGGAGUGACCAUUUCCCCCUCAACGGAAAGUUCAAUUGAGGACGACGAGUAUGAUUUGAUCGAUGAAGAUGCAGAUUCGGCACCAGCUCACCUGGAAAUGCCUCGGGUUGAUGUGGAUAAUACCCCAAUCCCUGUGCCACACAUUUGUGAACGGCGAGGAGGUCCCGAUACGGAAAUAUGCCACGCCUAUACUAAAGCCACGGAAUCGUUAAAGUUCGAAACUGUACUGCGAAGUGCAGUCAAUGAGGAAAACGAAACGCAUAGCGCAGAAUGGUGCCGUUAUCCGUUGGAUGGCUUCUCGUGCAACAUCCCGGAGAAGCAAGUGAUUUGGAUGAAAUUGUUGAUCAAUUCGUCCAACUGCACUCCGAAGAUCGAAUGCGAAGUUAAUAACCCAUACGACAGCGAUGAUAGCGUAUUAGCUGAGAGUGUGUGUAUGAGGAUCGUUGGAGAUCCACAGGUUACCUUUUGGUCAUAUUUGCUACUUCGCUCGUUCGCAGAUGCUUUCCCAUUAGCGGCCAUCGUUCUGUUGAAUGCGGCUACAAUUAUUGCAACACGGGAAACGUCUACCGGUCGUGGAGACUUUGGUCGUCAAAUCGUCUGGGGUGCCAUAGGUUGGGCAUUGUUCUACUUCGUAUUCUCGUGGGUCUUCGAAACCUAUUAUGUGUACAUAGCGCUAGUGGUUUUAGCUGCUAUUGUACUACUAUGCUCCUCUGGAAUGCCAUUAACACCACCGGAAAUGUGGUGGCAUACGAAGUGUGGAAUGGUUGCGAUUCCAAUGUCAGCUAUCAGACGAUACGUUCCAGAGGCGGCUGGAAUUUGCUUCGUCACCCUAGUUCUCGGAACAUUCUGGAGUGUUUUGGAUAACUACGAAGGCGUUUUGGUCAAGAAUUUCAACGUUCAUCCUGUGACUGACGAAUACUAUGGAACGACUUGGAGUGUGUUUGUUAUUCUGGGAGCACUGCUGGUUAUCCCCAUAUUGUGGUAUGCAGAGAAUAUCAUAGACUACUGCGGGCAUUCGAAUAUCUUGAUCGCUGCUGUUACCACAUUUAUCUUCCGGUUCUCUUUGCUAGCCUGCUUAGAUGUCACUUGGUGGAGAGUGAUCAUUGAUUUCCUCUAUCCAGUAUCUCUAGGGCUAACCUGGCUGACGGUCGUUUUCUACAUGCGUCACAUCAUACCUCGACGUAUAAUCACUACCGGCCAAGCUUUGCCCGUUAUAUUCCACUUUUGUUUGGGUCGGUUUUUCGGUGCUCUUAUUGGAACAUGGACUAAACUUGACUGCCUUAUCGUCACCUUCCAAGUACUAGCCAUCACUGCCUGCGUCGUUGCAAUCGUUUACUUUUUGCUGUAUCACCUGGUUCUUGCUCCACGGUGCGCCGCCCGACUCAACACAAUGCCUUCAGCAUCUGCACUAAACAUUACCGCACCGGACACGAAUGGCCAAUCGCAGCCUCCACAAACACAGCCCCUACAACCCUCGAAUGGCAGCUAUCAGCCCCUGCGAAUUUAUCACAACAAUCAAGGCCGGAAAGGUCACUUCAGAUACUAAACUUUAGCUUCCUUUGCAUCGAUGAGGCAUCUAGUCUUCGUCAGUUGGAGCGCGAAAAAGGCGAACUUUUGUCCUCGGACAAAUAUCCUUAGUAGCACGCAAAAUUGGUACCAAAAUGUACUCGGACUUUUGAAGAAUCCGUUCAAAAUAUAGAUUAUUUAUUGUAUGUAGUUUUUUUAACAGAAAUAAGGGCAAUUGAAUUCAAACCAUUAGCCAGACUGUAGCUUUUAGAACCGUUGAAAAUGCAUUGUAUUAUUUUUGACAUUUUUCUCUAGUUCUAGUGUAAAAUCAAAACGUUUAAGUCAGAACAUACCAAUUUUUGGUAAAUCGUGAACUACAUUAUACUCGUUUUGUGCGGCGAAUCUCUACACUAUUACAUAUUUACGCUUAAAUACUACUAAUAAGAUAAGACAGGAACUUGCAAUUGUUGAGUGAUUGUCACUGAAAACAAACAUACAGUAUAAGAGCUGAGAGCGAUUAUCUAAAAUAAACUGAUCCGGUUUUGAAAAGUAUCUGUAACCAAAACAACCGCAGUGCUGCUCGUUUAAAACAUAAGUGUACCUUACAAUUUGAAACGAAAAGCAAGCUUAUAUGACAUCUAUAUGCCAACAAUAUGUUCCACAUUAACGCGUUCAGUGUCAUAAAGCACAAAGCAGUGUUGAAAAGCCUUGAUAAAAUGUCUUUCGAAGUUCGACCAUUUAUGGGAAUUAAAAUAUGCUAAGCCGAAAAACGAAUGCGAAAAAAUACAGAUCAAUCCACUAAUGAUAACAAUCAAUACUCUUACAAAAUAGUCAGUGAUGAAAAUAUUUAAUAAAAACAGAUAUAUUUAAUAACCAGAAAAAUACGCCCUAAUGUUAAAAUGAUGAGCAAAUUUAAACGAUCCACGGUAUAUUUUCUUGUUACUGCGAAAUACUUAUAAGUAAGCCAGCACCGGCACAAUGUUGACAAAUGCGCAACCAAAACCCAUAAUUGACAGCUGUAAUUCUACUUUAUAUUUGUAAAUAAAAUGAAGGACUAAGGUU
This is a messenger RNA of Topomyia yanbarensis, 4296 nucleotides long. RefSeq lists its product as uncharacterized. The record is from RefSeq and is a predicted model, not a curated record. The coding region runs from base 1193 to 3274 and encodes 693 amino acids. The transcript has 7 exons. Lineage: Eukaryota; Metazoa; Arthropoda; Insecta; Diptera; Culicidae. Gene Ontology annotation, cellular component: membrane.